Molecule: messenger RNA, 621 nt
Organism: Volvox carteri f. nagariensis
Lineage: Eukaryota; Viridiplantae; Chlorophyta; Chlorophyceae; Chlamydomonadales; Volvocaceae
Exons: 2
Coding region: 1-621 (206 amino acids)
Source: RefSeq, a predicted model, not a curated record
AUGCCACGUGUCAAGACCCUAGUUGCCGCCACUCACAUCAGUCCCCGGCCGUGGCUGCGGCUGGCCGGCAUCAUAGGCCCCAUGGGCAAGGGCUGGUGGAGGCUGAAUGACUACAUUGUUCGGGUUAUUUUAAACAUUCCAAACAAUAACAACCAAAAUAACCCGAACAAUAUAGUCAUUCAGCCUCCUGCGGCAGCUCAAGGUGUGCCCACGCAAGUCGUAGAGCAGCUGAUUCAGCAUCAGAACUUCAAUGCUGUCUUCACGAACAUUAACGCGGGCAGGGAGGAGGCUCUAUCGAGGAGGUAUACAGACCUAGAGCAGAAUCGGGAGGCUUCGUGCCCGAAGGCGGUUAAAUUCAUGGCGGCAUGGAUUCACGACAUCGGGUCCAAAGUCUACUCAGCACAUUCCGCUCUAAAGGUCAUUCAGGCUACGGUCACAGACAUAGGGCCCGUCGUGGACAUCCUACAGCAAAGCAUUUUCAUCAUGGACUUGCUUUACGCGUCCUGCGAUGCUGGUGGUCGGUGCCACCAGUAUCACCUGGAAGUAAUGCAACAAUACUUCAACAACAACCGGCAUCAAGCUGUCAGUCCGACGGCGGAGGUCAAGGUGGACACAGAUUGA